UUUCAUUUACUGACCUCGCCUUUUAAAAAAACUUGUAUUGCUAUACCUCUUUACCUUUUAAAAUAACAACAACAUGAAAUCUGCUCCUCUUGUAUUGUCUGCCUUGGCACUUCUUGCCGGAUCCGCACACACAUCUCCUGUGCCUGGUGCUGCUGGCGUCUCGAGACGCGAUCUGAAACAAGUCCGUGCUGAGCCUAUCCAAGUUAUGAACCAUGCAGUAGCAUACGGUGACAUCCAUGAAUUCGUCAAGCGCCAUGGCCAUCAUCAUUCGUCGUCGUCCUCGUUUUCCUCUUCAUCUGACGACAAUGGUGACAGUGCCAGCACCAGCAGCAGUGGUGAGGAUUCUUCUUCUUCUGGUGGCAACGUUGAAGGCACGGAAAGUGGUGAUCAUCCGUCUUCAACGGCCAACAAUGACGGUGCUUCUGGUUCCUCCUCAAGCAACGGUGGCGAACAUGACGGUUCCUCCCCCUCUUCGGAUGCUGAAACUUCCAGUAAUGCUGAUGUUAACUCUUCAAGCAACCCUGCAGACGCUUCUGGCGAUGUCUCUUCUGAUGGUGUCCAUGAUGCCUCUUCUAGUGGUGGUGAAUCUUCUGCUGACAGCAAUGGCAAUGAUGACUCUUCUAAUCCUUCCGCAGAAACUGAAAGCAGCAGCAGCAGCGAUGAUAGUGGUGACCACAGCUCUGAAGCUUCCACGGCUGCACCUGGUGACCAUGGCUCUUCCUCAGCCAGUGACUCUGGCGAUAGCUCUUCUGCUGACGCUGACGCUGCAGAUGCUGCUUCUGCUGAAGAUGGCAGUAGUGGCGCCACUAGUGGUGCCGAUGACAGCUCAUCCUCACCAUCUGACCAAGAAACCAGCAGCAGCAGCGGCAACAACGGUGAUACUCAAGAUGAGAAUUCCAAGGAUGGUGUUGUAGCUGCUACCGUUCCUUCCACUGAAGAAAACAGUUAUUCUUCUGAGGACCCAACUGGCCAGGACGAUCCCAUUUCUGCUGAUGCCACUUCUGCCGACGACGCAUCCACGGCUGACGCUACUUCUGCCGACGACGCAUCCACGGCUGACGCCACUUCUGCAGACGAUUCGACUACCGCGGACGCUUCGUCAGCAGAUGGCCAGUCUACAGCAACCGAUGAUGCUACUUCUGCUGCUGGUGGCGAGGACCAGUCGACAGAUGGAGCAGCUGUUGGCGGUAUGGCUUCUGAUGGCACCACCUCUGCAGAUGACGCCUCCGCAUCUGACGCUACCAGCAGCAGCGACCCUGCAGCAUCCGGAGACGCAACGGCCAGUGAUGCAGCAGCAGCUAGCGACGACUCCUUGGCCAGUGAUGCCGCCUCUGUGACAGACUCAUUCGCUUCACCAUCAGGUGCUCUGUCAUCCUCAUACCCUAUGGCAAGCAGUAGCAGCAACGGCUUUCCCCUUGCAUCUUCAUCUGUAGACGGUCUUUCUCCUUCUUCUUCGUUCCCCAGCGGCAUGCAGCCCUCAACUGAAGCGAUUCCUGCUUCUGCAGUGGCACUUGAUCCUGCUCAUCUUUUGGUUGCCCCAGUCUUUGUUUUGAUCGCCUUGGUCUUCUAAAAACCCCCACGCCGCCCUAUUUAUUUUUGCUCUUUUAUCCAUUUCUUUAGUGUAUAUGUUCCCAUCUUAGUUUGUUUUAUGUCUUGUAGAAGUCUAUUAACUUUGUUCUUUUUCUGUGGAUAAA
Molecule: messenger RNA, 1694 nt
Organism: Zychaea mexicana
Lineage: Eukaryota; Fungi; Mucoromycota; Mucoromycetes; Mucorales; Lichtheimiaceae
Exons: 1
Coding region: 74-1570 (498 amino acids)
Source: RefSeq, a predicted model, not a curated record